UUUGAUGAAACAGGUCAAGCUGACGUUAAAGAUCGCAAAGUAGAGAUCUGUACAAGAUCGUAUAAAAUCUUAACUGAAAUAGUUGGAUUCAAUCCUAACGAUAUUAUUUUUGACCCGAAUAUUUUAACUAUCUGUACUGGUAUGGAAGAACAUAAUAAUUAUGGUGUAGAAUUUAUUGAAGCGACAAGAGAAAUCAAACGAACUUUAUCCGGUGCAAAAGUUAGCGGUGGUGUAUCUAAUUUAUCAUUUUCAUUUCGUGGAAUGGAUAAAAUUAGAGAAGCCAUGCAUAGCGUUUUCUUAUAUCAUGCAAUUCAAGCUGGUCUUGAUAUGGGAAUUGUAAAUGCAGGAUUUUUGACUAUUUAUGAUGACAUUCCAAAAGAUUUGCUUGAGCUUUGUGAAAAUGCAUUAUGGAAUCGUGAUCCAGAUGUAACGGAAAAAAUAUUAAAUUAUGCACAGAAGCAUGAUACGGAGGAAGCUAGGAAGAAUUAUUCGAGACCUUUAGAAGUUAUAGAAGGUCCUUUAAUGAGCGGUAUGAGUAUUGUUGGUGACUUAUUCGGAAAAGGUAAAAUGUUUUUACCACAGGUUAUCAAAUCUGCACGAGUUAUGAAAAAGGCAGUAGCACACUUGAUCCCUUUUAUGGAAGAAGAACGUAUGGCUAAUCUUGCAAAAACUGGUGGUGAAGAUUCAGGCCCUGCACAUGCGGGAGUUGUUGUUUUAGCUACUGUAAAAGGAGAUGUUCAUGAUAUUGGUAAAAAUAUUGUUGGCGUUGUGCUCGGUUGUAAUAAUUACAAGGUUAUUGAUUUAGGUGUAAUGACACCCUGUGAGAAAAUUAUAGCAACAGCUUUGGAAGAAAAAGCCGAUAUUAUUGGAUUAUCGGGCUUGAUUACACCCUCUUUAGAUGAAAUGAUAACAGUUGCCAGGGAAAUGGAAAAGCGUAAUUUGAAUAUUCCAUUAUUAAUUGGUGGAGCUACAACUUCUAAAGCGCAUACUGCAGUAAAAAUUUCUCCUCAAUACAAUAAACCUACUAUACACGUAUUGGACGCUUCAAAAAGCGUCGUUGUGGUAUCAAACUUGUUGGAUGAGAAAUCCAAAGAGGACUUCUGGGAAGAUAUAGCAGAAGAAUAUCAAGAAAUUAGGGAAGAUCAUUUUGCUUCUUUGAAAGAUCGAAAAUACUUACCUUUGCAAACAGCGAGAGAAAAAGGAUUCAAAAUUGACUGGGCUAAACAAUCUCUUCCCGUUAAACCAUCUUUUAUUGGAAAACGAGUAUUUACGAAAUAUGAUUUAAGGAGAAUUUCAGAAUAUAUUGAUUGGAAUCCUUUCUUUCAAGUUUGGCAAUUGAGAGGAAGGUAUCCCAAUCGCGGAUUCCCAAAAAUUUUUAAUGAUGAACAUGUUGGUCCAGAAGCUAAAAAAGUAUAUGAUGAGGCAUUAGCCUUUGUCAAAAAGAUUAUUGAUGAGGAUUUAUUCGUUGCUAAAGGCAUCGUUGGAAUUUAUCCUGCUAAUAGUGUGGAUGAUGAUAUUCAAGUAUAUGAGGAUGAAUCACGACGCAAGGUCGCUUCCACCUUUUUCGGAUUAAGACAACAAGCGGAAAAGGAGCCGAAAGAACCAUAUUUUUGUCUUUCCGAUUUUAUAGCACCUAGAGCAUCUGGUAUACCAGAUUAUUUAGGUUUAUUCGCAGUUGGUAUAUUUGGUGCUGAAGAGCUUGUAAAGAAAUUCGAAGAUGAACAUGAUGAUUAUAAUAUUAUCAUGACUAAAGCAAUUGCAGAUCGUUUUGCUGAAGGAUUUGCUGAAUGUUUGCAUGAGAGCAUACGUAAAGAAUUAUGGGGAUAUUCACCAAAUGAAAAUUUAAAAUUAGGAGAUAUGCUGAGCGUUAAAUAUCAAGGUAUUAGACCAGCUCCAGCUUAUCCAUCUCAACCGGAUCAUCGUGAAAAAUCAACUAUGUGGAAUUUAAUGAAGAUACAUGAAGAAACUGGGAUUGAAUUGACUGAUAACUUGGCUAUGCUUCCCGCUGCUAGUGUUUCAGCCCUAGCCUUUGCAAAUUCCGAAUCACAAUAUUUCGCGGUUGGAAAGAUAGAAAAGGAUCAGGUUCUAAAUUACACUGAACGUAUCGGUAAAGAUCUUGAAGAUACAGAAAAGUGGCUUCGACCCAAUCUUAAUUAUGUAGACUUCAAAGUUUCUUGUAAUUCUGAUCCUAAUGUACUUCGAAGACUAAAAUUUGAAAAGGGCUCAAUCCUUACAUAUUCUUCUUUGAAAACAAAGCUUUCGGAUCUUUUUCGAACGGAUUAUUUUAACGUUCGUUACCAAGAUGAAGAUGGUGAUGCUAUAAGUAUCGAUAGUGACUCAUGUCUGAAAGAAGCAAUUGAUCAUGCUGCUUUGAAUCUAAACAAAAAAAAUGCUAGAGUUGUGAUUCGCUUAAGCUUGGAAAAAAUAGACACAAUAGUCUCUAAACAUCAAGAAAAAGAGUUACCCAAUAAUCUUAAUGGUAAUUCAAAUGAAGAUGAUAAUAAUGUAACAGAAAACUCAGAUUCGUCAACGUCCGAAUUUGGCACGAAUAACGAAUACGCAAAUCCUGAAGAGUACCCUUUUGAAAGGGUCCUUAAUAUUGGAAUCAAACAUCUUCAAGACACGGUACAAACAUUUGUUACACAACUGAGUUCCACUAUUGAACGUGAUCUGUCAUAUAAGAAUCUUAACGUGUCUCAGCCAAAUCAAUCAAAUAAUGUUGAUACAAAUCUUUCGUCUGAUACUCGUCAAAUUCCAAAUUCUUCGGAACCUGUUGUGCAUCAUGGUGUAUUAUGCGAUUGCUGUCAAAAUACUAUCCGUGGAAUGAGAUGGAAGUGUACAACUUGUAAAAAUUAUGACGUGUGUCAAGUUUGUAAAUCCAAACCAAGUACUCUUCAUACUCACCCAAAUAAUCAUGCUUUCCGACCUAUUCCUUAUCCGAGAACUUCCAAUGUUUCUACUCAUUCGGAAAAUGUGCAUUCUGCUACUUGCGACUAUUGUGAAUCAGUCAUCUUUGGAAUACGUCAUAAAUGUAUUAAUUGCCCAGAUUUCGACUUGUGUAGUUACUGCAUUUCGCUUGCACCAAAUCAACAUCCAGAUCAUACAUUUAUGUCUAUUCAUAAACCUGGUGAUCCAGAAAUCAAAAUUCCGGAUGCUGCUUUUCACCCUGGAAUUAAAUGCGAUGGUUGCCACAAAGCAAUUAAUGGUGUCAGAUUUAAGUGCGGAAAUUGCCCCGAUUUCGAUCUUUGCGGAAAUUGCGAGGCAUCCCCUCUUAACAAGCAUGAUCUUAAUCAUGUUUUCAUUAAACUCAAGAGGCCUGUUCCAUCUCCAUUAUCAUCAACUGAAGCAUUACUUCCGCUUUUUUAUUCGCGUGCAGAUAUCAAGGGUAGUUGUAAAUCAAAAGCAGAAUGCAGGAAAAAUUCUUCAAAAGAAAUAGAAUCUAUUACAAAUAACGAUUUGGUUGAGUCAACUCCAAAUUUGUCCUCACAAUCUACUAUCCAGAAGCAACCAAUUUCAAUUGUCAAAGGACCGAGUGGUGAACCCGUUAUUAGUCGGGCACCUAUUGAACUUUAUGAGGAAUUGCGUGAAACUUCAAUAUCUGAAUCAGCUCCUUUGCCUGAGAUAUCUUCUAAACCUUCUCCUUCCAUUUCAAAUAUCAACGCUAGUCAUAAUGAUUUCUUCCCUUCUUUGCUCCUUAAAAAAACUGAACCAGCUGCACAGGAUUCAAAUAAUGCUUUAAAGGUAUCUAUGUUGAAUUCAUGCUUUAUUGAAGAUGUAAAUAUACCCGACGGUACAGUACUCGUGCCACAGGCUCAAUUUCUAAAGAUCUGGAAAAUGUCUAACAACGGUGGUGUCACUUGGCCUGAAAGCACGGUCCUACAGUUUGUUGGUGGACAGCGUAUGUUCAAUGAUAGUUUGGUUAAAAAUGGCGAAGAAGGUACCGCACCGUAUAUCCCUGUUGGUGCUGUUGAAGUUGGUAAAACUCUGGAUAUUUCUGCUGAUCUCCAAGCGCCAUCUGAACCCGGAAAAUACGUUUCAUUCUGGCGAUUAACAGAUAAGGAUGGUAAUCGAUUUGGACACAGAGUUUGGUGUGAUAUUGAUGUGGAGGCUGUUGAUCAAUCGACCAAUAUGUCUGCUUCUUCAAUGAUCUUCCCUGUAUUAAAUUAUGAUCAACAAUCGGUCUCCGCUAAAUCUAAUGAUACCUCAGUUCCAUUAUCUUCGAUUCCUGCCACUCUUGUAUCUUCAGAAAUUUUAAGACUUGAAAAUGAUGAUGAUAGUCUUUUCCGUGAUCCAGUUUCACUUGGUUCAUCUUUGUCAGAACUAAGAAAAUUAGAAAUUGAAAAUCAAUCUGAUCAUUAUGAUUCUGAUGAUUCCGAUGAUAAUUCUUCGAUUGCUUCAAGCGCAGAUUCGUCUCAAGAUUUUAUUGUUGUAGAAAAAGAUUCGGACGAUGACAUGCAAACACAACGUGGAAGAAGCGUACAACCAUAUACUUUAAAUCUAAGUUCAGAUGAAGAAGUUAUUAACGACACACAAUCUGAAGGUAAACUUUUAGCCGAAAAUGUUCAAAGCUCAUCCGUUCCUUCAUCUGCUGAAGUUGAAGAUAUCGUCGUAACAUCACAACCCGGUGAUAUUGGUGAAUCUAAAUUCAAUAAAGAAUUUUCAGAGAAUUUGAAAUACAAACAAACAUUGGCGACAUUGGCUGAAAUGGGUUUCGAUGACGAAGAGGAGAUGAUUAAACUUGUGGUGAAGCAUGAUGGAGAAUUAGAUUCAAUCAUCAAUAUACUCCUUUAG
Molecule: messenger RNA, 4791 nt
Organism: Funneliformis mosseae
Lineage: Eukaryota; Fungi; Glomeromycota; Glomeromycetes; Glomerales; Glomeraceae
Source: the annotation of a GenBank genome assembly